UUCCUGGAAACCUAAACCCUAUCCCUAGUUUUCUCUGGUUCUCCAAAAAUUAACGGGCUUUAAAAGCAGAUGGAUUCCCGAUCAGCAGCCCUCGGUCUACAGCGCUGUUCCCACAAAAAGUGGCACAAAUCCCCACAUGUUUUGUUCCCUGUGAACAGUUAUUAUGCACUCACCCUAACAGUACUGUGUGUGUCGCUAUCUCUCAUCACCUUCUCCUACUCCUUGUUUCCCCAAGCUUUGCUCCAAAAGGAUGGAUGAAAAUUGUAUUUACUUAACCAAAAGUAAAGACAAGCCGUAUGAAGAAAUACGUUGGCUACAAUGUACAACAGUUACUGGUUCUCUCCCUAGCUAUCAUUAGCACAUGUUUUUCUUUUUUCAUUCAUUCACUGAUCUAAACCCAUUUAAGUUGCUGCCUGCCGAUAGGUUAUGAAUCUGAAAAGGAUUGAAAAAGAUAUAAAGGGAGGAGGUACCCAGUAGUUUUCAUUGCAAAAAAGCUAGGGCUUUGUACUUUCCAAUUCUAAUCCACAAAUGUUCUCUUCCACCAGCAGUCUCAAUCCUCCUCCACACUUUCCCUCAUCUUCAUACCACCAUUUUCCUCCUCCUUUUGCUAACCACGAGCUUGGCGACAUUUUCUUGAAUCAAUACCAUCACGACCUGCUUUCCGGUCCAUUUUUACCCACCAAUACUCCAUUUCCUGGAAACGUCAAUUUUGCAGUUUCAAAACAUCCAACUAUGAAUAGGGAAAACAAUAUUGGAGAGUAUCCACCUUGUAUUGCCAAUUUCCUUGUCAACAAACCAGUGAAGAAAGAUCGGCACAGCAAGAUUUACACGUCCCAGGGCUUGAGGGAUCGACGGGUGAGACUGUCCAUUGGAAUCGCCCGCAAGUUUUUUGAUCUCCAGGACAUGCUAGGGUUUGACAAAGCUAGUCAAACCCUAGAUUGGCUGCUGACCAAGUCUAGAAAAGCGAUCAAAGAAGUUGCACAAAUGAAGCAGAACUUUAGUGGGCAUGCCAAGCUUUUGUCUCCCUGCAGUUCUGAGUAUGACGCGUUUUCCGGAAUCAACACGGUCACCGAUAGCGAGAAAUUAGAAGGGAGAGUUUCGAAGAGCAAGUCAUUGCUAAGUUCCAGUGUUUCGAACGACAAGAAGACGAAAACGCCGAGUAAAGGUGACAUUCAUCUUCUUGCCAAAGAGUCGAGGGCGAAGGCAAGAGCAAGGGCAAGGGAAAGGACCAGGGAAAAAAUGUGCACUGCAAGGCUGCACGAGUCGAAAAAAUGUCCAACAGGACCUCAAAUUCUACAACAAUAUUUGAGCCCACAAAGUCAGCGUGAAGUUAGUGAAAGAUCCUCCAAGGUGGUGGCGGAAAUCGAAGAACUACAUUCUCACCUAGCGGAUCAAGGACUAAGAGCAAGCGUUAUUGAUCAGGAAUCCGUAGUGAUCAGAAAAAAGUUGAAGCCAUCUGGGAGAUUGGAUUAUCAUCAGCCAAACUUGGUGAUAUCGAAAGAUCUAAGCUCCACCAAUGGGAAUAGCAACUACUUUCCCAAUUUAUCUCUCACUUGGGGCAUUAAUAGCGCAGUUGCAGUACGCUCUAGCUUUUAUACCGUCGGCAACACGAAUAAUUCUAAUUAAAGAACUUCAUAUCUACGGGGAACCUUUGGAAGACACUGCCGAUCAACUUCCGCACUCAAAUGCAUAUCUUCAAACAAUAGCAUGAUGGCAUCGAAGGUUUUACUUACGCAUCAUCGAUGUAAGCUGUACUUGUUUUUUUCUUGUUAUAUAUAGCAGAAAAUGGGUGUACCUCUGGAAUGCUAGCUUAUGCAUAUUUAUCUAUGAAUUACUUCAGGUUAUUUGGCGAUGGAAUAUUAAUGAAGAUGCAUGCAUUUUACCUCC
Carya illinoinensis is the source of this 1887-nucleotide messenger RNA. RefSeq names its product transcription factor DICHOTOMA-like. Gene Ontology annotation, cellular component: nucleus. Gene Ontology annotation, biological process: regulation of secondary shoot formation. NCBI's taxonomy places the organism in Eukaryota, Viridiplantae, Streptophyta, Magnoliopsida, Fagales, Juglandaceae. Gene Ontology annotation, molecular function: DNA-binding transcription factor activity; sequence-specific DNA binding. The record is from RefSeq and is a predicted model, not a curated record. Bases 529 to 1626 code for a protein of 365 amino acids. The transcript is spliced from 2 exons.